GGAGAGGUUCGAUUCAUGAGGGAGGAGUUCAGUCCAAUAAAGUCCGCCGAGGAGCCGCAGCUGCUUGAGUUGUUGUUCCCCGUCAUUGGAGGCGAGUGUUUUGCUCGUGUGUCGUCGCUGUGAUCCGGGUCUUUGUCUGUGGACUGGACGUCAGAGGAAAGUGGGCCAAGACAGUUUCACCUGCGUGUUCACAGGUGCCGUUCGGAUCAACAUGAAGCUCCUGCUCCUGCUGUGUCUGUUUGCCCCCCUGACCCUGUACGCGCAUAAAGAUAAAGGGGUCCCGUCUCAGUCGUCCUCCUACGGCGAGCGGGGAUCAGAUCUGGGCAUGCAGGUGUUCCAGCAAGUCGCUGCCUCCAAGCCUCUGGACAACGUGGUGUUCUCCCCCCACGGAGUGGCUUCCAUCCUGGGCAUGCUGCUAGCGGGAGCCCAUGGAAGAACCCGGAAGCAGAUGGUCAGCGCGCUGCGUUACAAGAAGAACGGUCCCUACAAGAUGUUGAGGAAACUGCACAAAUCAUUGACGGCCAAGUCGAACCAGGACGCCGUGCUGAUUGCCAACGGCCUGUUCAGUCAGGAGGGCUUCUCUAUGGAGCCCGGCUUUGUGAGGGAGAACAAAGAAAACUUGGAGUGUAAAACCAGCAGCCUGGACUUUAGCAACCCUCAGGCGGCGGCUGAUGAAAUCAACGAAUGGGUCAGAAAUAGCACCAGAGGUCACAUCUCUGGCGUGAUCAGAGCAGAUAUGCUGGACCCGGCUUUGACCCGUCUGGUUGCUGUCAACUCCAUCUACUUCAAAGGCUUAUGGAAGGCACGCUUCCUGCCCGUGAACACCAAGAUGAAAGACUUCCAUGCGGCCGACGGGACGGUAUCUGCAGUUCCGAUGAUGUCCCAGUUAUCGGUAUUCAAAAUGGGCGUGGACUCCACCCCGCUGGGAGUGCGUUACAGCGUGAUUGAGCUGCCCUACGAAGGUAACCGCCUCAGCAUGCUGAUCGUCCUUCCGUACGACGAGGACACGCCUCUGUCCAGGAUGAUCCCACACAUCAACACGUCCACCGUGAGGGACUGGACUCAAGUGAUGCGCAUGAGGAAGGUCCACCUCGUCAUCCCCAAGUUUUCUGCCGAUGCCGAGGUCGAUUUGAAAGCUCCUCUUUCAGCGCUGGGUCUAACAGACAUGUUCAGUCAGGGCCGAGCUGACUUCAAACACCUCAGUGCUGAGGCUGUGUAUGUGUCCAAUGCACUCCAGAAAGCCAAGAUUGAAGUAAACGAGGAUGGAACAAAAGCAUCUGCUGCCACUACUGCCAUUUUGAUGGCUCGCUCCUUUCCACCCUGGAUUACUGUGGACCGACCUUUCCUUUUUCUCAUCAGACACAACCCUUCAGGUACCAUUCUCUUUGUCGGCCAGAUUAACAAGCCUUGAGCCCAGGUGUCCAGCCAGCAGAGGGAAUGCACAUACACCAACAUGCAUAAACCUGCAUGUACAUACAAACACACACAUUUUGCAGUAGAUUUGUGAAAUAUGGAAACAUAUUUGUUUUAAAUGUUGCUUUUUAUGUUACUCAUUUUCUGUAAUGUGUAACAUGUUUUUAUUUUUUAUUUUUUUCAGUUUAGCAGCAGUUCUAUUAUUUUUUUAUUGGUUACAUUUUAAAGUAAUUGUUGUGUAUUUUUUUAGGUUUGGUGCAGGAUAAUGUACAAUGCCACUUUUUCACGUUAAUAUUUCUCCAGUCACUUAAAAGUUUUACUUGUGUUAAUGUACAGCUUCAGACUAUUUUGAAGUCUUCUGUUACCAAGCUUGCUUUAUAUUUUUUUUAAAUAAAUACACAUUGUUAUAACACAGUCUUAGAGCGUUACCUCUAAUUCCGACAUUCUACUGCGGAGUGAUAGAACGAGUGUCCAAUUUCAACUAAACGGUCUAAUUCUGGAGUGGAACUCGGGUUUUCAUAAUUCUGGAAUUCUCUUUAAUUUUGUGGCGUUUAAAAUUCGAGUGCUUUGUUGCUAUAGCGUUUCUAGAACUGUAAAAUAACUUGUUUACAUUUUUGAUUGGGUUUUGGAGAACGUGAAAUCCCAGUUUUACAUUGAUUUGAGUAGAGGCGCAGUGUAAAUGUGCACUUCCGCAGAAAACGGAUCCGAAGAUGUAGUUAUUUUCCCUGUAUUUCAGGUAAAACAUUACAUUGUUAAAAAAAAUGCAUUUCUUAAACAUUCUUAUGAUUGUACCCUCCAUGCACUUGUGUUGUAAGUGAAAUGUGAUUAAAAUAAAUCGCUCACAUUCCGCUCA
This is a messenger RNA of Betta splendens (Siamese fighting fish), 2266 nucleotides long. RefSeq names its product serpin peptidase inhibitor, clade E (nexin, plasminogen activator inhibitor type 1), member 2 (gene serpine2). Gene Ontology annotation, biological process: negative regulation of endopeptidase activity; negative regulation of plasminogen activation. Gene Ontology annotation, molecular function: serine-type endopeptidase inhibitor activity. The transcript is spliced from 9 exons. NCBI's taxonomy places the organism in Eukaryota, Metazoa, Chordata, Actinopteri, Anabantiformes, Osphronemidae. The coding region runs from base 212 to 1411 and encodes 399 amino acids. The record is from RefSeq and is a predicted model, not a curated record.